Messenger RNA from Pelecanus crispus (Dalmatian pelican), 817 nucleotides. The record is from RefSeq and is a predicted model, not a curated record. NCBI's taxonomy places the organism in Eukaryota, Metazoa, Chordata, Aves, Pelecaniformes, Pelecanidae.
GACGUGCCAGAGCAGCGGAGCAUGGAGUACCCCAAGCUCUAUGAGCCCGGGCAGCUGAACCUGCUCUUCAACAAGCGAGAGUUCUUCAUCUGCAUCGCCCAGGGCAUCUACACCUCUGUCCUCAUGUUCUUCAUCCCCUACGGUGUCUUCGCUGAUGCCACCCGUGACGAUGGUGCCCAGCUGGCUGACUACCAGUCCUUUGCCGUCACUGUCGCCACUUCCCUGGUGAUUGUCGUCAGCGUGCAGAUCGGGCUGGACACGGGCUUCUGGACGGCCAUCAACCACUUCUUCAUCUGGGGCAGCCUGGCCGCCUAUUUCGCCAUCCUCUUUGCCAUGCACAGCGACGGCCUCUUCCAGAUGUUCCCCAACCAGUUCCGCUUUGUGGGUAAUGCGCAGAACACGCUGGCCCAGCCCACGGUCUGGCUGACCAUCGCCCUCACCACCGUGGUCUGUAUCAUGCCCGUCGUGGCCUUUCGCUUCCUCAAGCUGGACCUGAAACCUGAACUCUCGGACACGGUCCGCUACACUCAGCUGGUACGGAAGAAGCAGAAGACCCAGCACCGGUGCAUGCGGCGCGUGGGGCGCGUGGGCUCGCGCCGCUCUGGCUACGCCUUCUCCCACCAGGAGGGUUUCGGGGAGCUCAUCAUGUCAGGCAAGAACAUGCGGCUCAGCUCCCUGGCGCUCUCCAGCUUUACCGCCCGCCCCAGCGCCGGCUGGAUCGAGACCCUGCGCAAGAAGAAGGGCAGCGACGGCAGCACCGCCCGCGGCCGGCACCCCCGCCGGCAGCCCCAGCGGCACGGCCGACAAAACGCUCAAG